Messenger RNA from Coregonus clupeaformis (lake whitefish), 2304 nucleotides. Its product is annotated as mucin-5AC-like. NCBI's taxonomy places the organism in Eukaryota, Metazoa, Chordata, Actinopteri, Salmoniformes, Salmonidae. The transcript has 4 exons. The coding region runs from base 123 to 1613 and encodes 496 amino acids. The record is from RefSeq and is a predicted model, not a curated record.
CCACAGCUGCACCCACAACAACCAAAACUGCACCAACGACAACCACAACUGCACCAACAGCAACCACAGCUGUUCCCACAUCAACAAAAACAACUACACUAACAACAUCCCCAGCUGAUGCUAUGACAACAACAGCCACCCCCACAACAACUACAGCUGCUCCCACAACAACCACAGCUGCUGUUUCAACAACCACAGCAGUACCAACGUCAACCACAGCGGCUCCCACUACAACCACAGCUCCACCAUCGACAACGACAGUUGCUGCAACAACCACCAAAGCCACCUCCACAACAACCAGAGAUUCAGCCACAGCAACCACAGCUUCUCCCACAACCACCACUGCUGCUCCCACAAAAACCUCAGCAGCAGCAAUGACAUCUAUAGCUGUGUCUUCAACAACCACGGUCCUCCCCACAACAACUCCAGCUACUCCCAUUACAACCACAGCUUAUCCCACCUUAACCACUGCUGCAUCCACAAUUACAGCAGCAACUACAACUACAGAUUCUGUUACAAAAUCAGUGGCUCCCACAACAACAGCGGCUCACUCAACAACUAUAGCUGCCCCCACAACAACUACAGCUGCUGCUACAAUAACAAUAGUUGCUCCCACUACAACUGCCACCACAACAUCAGGUUUUGCCACAAGAACAACAGCUGCUGUAACUACCACCACACCUGGGGCUACUACCAUCACAGCUGCACUAACAACAACCACAGCUGCACCAACGACAACCACAGCUCCACCUACAGCAACCACAGCUACUCCCACAACAACCACAGUUGCCCCUAUAACUACCACAGCUACAGCGACAGCACCAGGUUCUGCUACAACAACCACAGCUGCUCCCACAACAACCACAGCUUCACCAUCAACAACCACAGCUGCUGCUUCUACCACCACAACCGCCAUCACAAUGACCACAGUUGCCGCCACAACUACCACAGCCUUUCCCACAACAACCACAGCUUCACCGACCACUAUCACAGCUGCACUAACUAAAACUACAGCUGCUAAGACAACAACAACUCUUGCUCCAACAACUACUGUUGCCCCAACCACCGCAUCCACUGACCCGCCAAAGUCAAAUGAAGGUGUACUUAUUCUACAGUUCCGGAUGAAUCGACCAUUUUUGGAAACCUACAAAAAUCCACAGUCCCAGGAUUACUUUACUUUGGCUUUAAAUGUCACAACUGAGUUAAAUCGAGGAUACAAAAACGUAUAUCCUGUAAUCUUCCUCAGAUGCAUCAUCAUCAGUUUCUGGUCUGGUUCUGUAGGUGUGACAACCAAGUUGAUCUUCACAAAUCAGUCAGUGGUCCCUCACUUUACAAAUAUAGAGGAAUCCCUCAAGACAUCCAUCAACACGUCCACAGUCUUCUUAGAUGUUAUUACUAGCAGUAUCAAAGCGGAACUCCAGAAUUCCACGACUACUACUACUACUACUACUACUACGACUACUGCAACCACCAAAAUGGUGACGACAGCAGCAGCCACACAAACUACAGGUGCUGCAACCACCAGCAGCAGCACUAUGGCAAGAAACAGACCUCAAGAAGUGGUCACUUUACUACUUGCUCUAAUGCUGAUCUAUUUCUUCUUAACAGAAUAACUCUAGGACUCAAUUAAACCAAUUAAGUAUAACAUAUUCCAAAAUAAAGGCAUAUAUAUCUUCAGCUAUUAAGAUUAAGAGAUGUUAAGAAAUGACUAAUACUAUCUUAGUUAAAGUAAUUGCUUAUCAUAAUGAUUAUGUAUAAAACUGUUUGUCUAAUUUAAUUUAAUAAAAUGUAACUCAAUAGAAAAGAAUUCACAAAAUAAUGAUGGUAAUGUAAUGAAGCUGAUUCUGCUAAUGCCAGAAACUGGAUUAUUGUGUAAAUUAAAGUAAAUGUGUGAUGUUUUGCUAUUUAAUAUGUAUAUGUUGUUUUAGUAUAUCACAAUAUCUUAUGAAUAAUGUAAUAUAAUAUAAAUAAAUUAGUAAAUUAUGAAAUUAACUAAUUAAAUUAUAAAUUAUUUUGGAGACCUAAUUGUCUAUUCUGUAAUAUAUAUUUUAGUCCUAAUUGUAAACCAACUCUAGGCAACCUUUGGAAAUUACUUUGAAAACCCUUGAAUAGAUAAUGCCAUAGAAAACCACAUACCAAUAAACAUGUAUUGACAAAUACACUUUAGAUAGUAGAUCUAUUGUAAUAAAACUUAAAUAAACACAAAUUGAUCUUAUCAAUGUUGUUGUAGUCUACAUAAUAUAUUAUACAAACGGUACUCAUCUGAGAUAUUGAGUGCCAUAAAAUUGAAAAUGUUCAACAGAC